AUGAAUCAGGCGGGUUUGACUUCAACGACAACAACCACCACGACCACCACUACAACAACGACGAGAACGACCCCUACGAUAACGACAACCACGAACACUACCACGACGACUACAACUACUACAACAACCACGACCACCACUACGACGACGACUACGACGACGACGAUCACCACAACAACAACUACUACUACUACUACGACAACAACAACGACGACAACAACAACGACGACCACUACGACGACGACUACAACUACUACAACAACCACGACCACCACUACGACGACGACAACGACGACGACGACCACUACAACAACAACUACUACUACGACAACGACAACCACAACGACGACAACAACAACUACGACGACGACAACAACGACGACAACAACAACGACGACAACAACAACGACGACAACAACAGCCAAUACUACUACAACCACGACGACCACAACGACAACAACCACUACUACGACGACCACAACGACGACGACAACGACGACGACAACAACAACCACUACUACUACUACAACCACGACUACCACUACGACGACGACGACCACCACCACAACCACAACGACAACAACAACAACUACUACUACGACGACGACCACAACAACAACAACAACAACAACAACAACAACAACAGCUACUACUACUACUACUACUACUACUACUACUACAACCACGACGACAACAACCACUACUACUACGACAACAACAACUACGACGACGACAACAACGACGACGACAACAACGACGACGACCACUACCACUACCACCACCACUACCACCACCACAACGACAACAACAACAACUACUACUACGACCACCACAACAACAACAACCUCGACGACAACGACCACAAUAUCCAAUUCCUGUCCAUACCUCACUCUCACACUAGUUUUGGCCAACUCGUGGAGUGGAAACAAUGGUGCUAAUAUAUACAAUCAGUACAUUUUGACCUUCAAAAAUUCGGCCAAACAACCGGUGUGCGCUGGAGCUGUUUUCUCGAUGCAAUUGAAUGGGCUCACAAUAACCGAUCAUUAUAACUUCGAUUCGUUGGGCGGUUCUUUGUAUGUUUUACCAUCUGGAUGGACAACAGUGCCGGCUGAGGGAAUCUACAAUACAUCUGGUGUCACUCUUAUGGGAGUCGGCUCGUUUAAUGUGGCUGUUGUAAGCUGUAAAUUAUGC
Messenger RNA from Mesorhabditis belari, 1191 nucleotides. The record is from the annotation of a GenBank genome assembly. NCBI's taxonomy places the organism in Eukaryota, Metazoa, Nematoda, Chromadorea, Rhabditida, Rhabditidae.